UGGCCAGCGAGAGAAAUCACAGAUUGCUGCCGCACAUACGCGCCGUCCCUCCUUAACGUUACUGCGACACCGCCGCUAACAGACGAGCCGAAUCAAGUCCGGGCUGCUUCCUGUGUUCAGCCGCCUCGACGUCGUCGUGUCAGCGCAUCCGUGCCCUACGAGACACUGAACAAACGCUUCAGAGCUGCUCAGAAAAACAUUGACCGGGAGACAAGUCACGUGACAAUGGUGGUUGCAGAGCUGGAGAAGACCCUGAGCGGCUUUCCUGUGGUUGACUCUGUCGUGUCAUUGCUGGAUGGAGUGGUGGAGAAGCUCAGUGCUCUAAAAAGGAAGGCCGCUGAGUCCAUCCAAGCAGAAGACGAGAGUGCCAAGUUGUGUAAACGUCGCAUCGAGCACUUGAAGGAGCACAGCAGCGACCAGCCAGCCUCAGUUAACCUGUGGAAGAAGAAACGCAUGGACCGCAUGAUGGUGGAGCAUUUGCUGCGCUGUGGUUAUUACAACACAGCCGUUAAACUGGCCAGACAGAGUGGUAUAGAGGAUCUGGUGAACAUCGAGAUGUUCCUCACAGCAAAAGAGGUGGAGGAGUCACUGGAGAGGCAAGAGACGGCCACUUGUCUAGCCUGGUGCCAUGACAAUAAGUCUCGCCUCCGCAAGAUGAAGAGCUGUCUUGAGUUCAGUCUGAGAAUCCAGGAGUUCAUUGAGCUCAUCAAACAAAACAAACGCAUGGAUGCAGUCAGACAUGCAAGAAAACACUUCAGCCAAGCAGAGGGUGGACAGUUGGAUGAGGUUCGGCAGGUGAUGGGCAUGCUAGCCUUCCCUUCAGAUACACACAUCUCCCCAUACAAGGAUCUUUUGGAUCCAGCUCGCUGGAAGAUGCUGAUCCAGCAGUUUCGAUAUGAUAACUACAGACUGCACCAGUUGGGAAACAACUCUGUCUUCACUAUCACCCUACAGGCUGGUCUGUCUGCAAUCAAGACACCUCAGUGCUAUAAGGAGGAUGGCACCUCAAAGAACCCAGACUGCCCAGUAUGCAGUAAAUCUCUAAACAAACUGGCCCAGCCACUACCCAUGGCCCACUGUGCUAACUCCAGACUAGUCUGUAAGAUCUCUGGGGAGGUCAUGAAUGAAAACAACCCUCCUAUGAUGCUGCCUAAUGGAUAUGUCUAUGGCUACAAUUCUCUUCUGUCUAUCCGCCAAGAUGACAAAGUUGUGUGUCCCAGAACCAAAGAAGUCUUCAACUUCUCUCAGGCUGAGAAGGUCUACAUAAUGUGAUCACUCGGGUGGUGGUGUUAACAAUAUUGAAUAUGGUCUAUUGUCCCUCACCUGAGACCUUGCCUAAUCCAAGAGCCACCUGUGGAGCUGUGAUCCAGUGUGCCCUUUGCCCUACAGCCCACCUACCACUAUACAGUUGAAUCUGUUUGUCUCUUACUCUCCCCCCACAGAAACUGGACCCCUCUCCUUUGGGACUCUAUUUUAGAUGUGGCGAAAAGUCAUUUGAUCUGAUUCAUUCAAGCACAUGGACUAUCAACAUUAUCAUUAUCUUACAGGCCUUCACUUUCAGUAGUAGAGACUAGAUUAAAGGGACUGCGGUUUAACAACUGCUAGGUAAAUGUUUUGAUUUUACUACAACAAAUAAAAACCUGCGGUUACUUUGACUUUUUUCUUUCACUAGUGGUGUUUUUGUUAAAGAGGUAGAUCUGUGUUAACUCACUAACCAAAUUAACGCAGGAUUUAAACUCUUUUUUUUACAGAAAAUAUUGCUGCUUGUUACUGCAGCAUCUCACUAUGUGAUGCACGCUUUUUAAAAUCUCGUCUUCUAGCUGUGUUUGUGGUGGGUUACUGGAGGUCAAAUGUUAAACUGCCUAACUUUGCAUUCCAUCCCCUUUAACUGUGAAACUGGAGUGUGAGUUUGGCUGCAGUAGGUACCUUUUCAAAUGUAAAUAUUAGGCAUUCAGUAUCCUCAUGCAUAAAGCUAAGGGGACAAAGACUGGCGUGCAUAAACUAAAGACAUUUCUUUUUAUCCUGAUGAGACUUAGUUUCACACACUUGGUCAAAUUAAUUUUGUUGUUUUAAUAUUAAUGAUGUUCAUAUAAUGUUUAGAAAACAGUCAUCAGUUUUUUUAUGAAAUAUUGUAUUUUUUUGUAAGUGCUGUACCAUUAUCACCUCUAGAAAUUUGCAUAUAUUUCAGCAAAUUUAGAAGUUUGAAUUUGGGUUAAAGACAAACCCCUUAAAGCACCAAUACUAAAGGAAUAAAAUUGCACCAACGUUG
Molecule: messenger RNA, 2269 nt
Organism: Betta splendens (Siamese fighting fish)
Lineage: Eukaryota; Metazoa; Chordata; Actinopteri; Anabantiformes; Osphronemidae
Gene: maea
Product: macrophage erythroblast attacher, E3 ubiquitin ligase
Exons: 9
Coding region: 226-1272 (348 amino acids)
Biological process (GO): proteasome-mediated ubiquitin-dependent protein catabolic process
Cellular component (GO): cytoplasm; GID complex; nucleus
Molecular function (GO): protein binding; ubiquitin protein ligase activity
Source: RefSeq, a predicted model, not a curated record